Molecule: messenger RNA, 3894 nt
Organism: Xenopus tropicalis (tropical clawed frog)
Lineage: Eukaryota; Metazoa; Chordata; Amphibia; Anura; Pipidae
Source: RefSeq, a predicted model, not a curated record
UGAGACUUGGAGUUUGUACCUCACGGGGGCGGGGCGACUGUGCUACAGAGUUUGCUGUGGAAGUGUAGGGAAGAACAUGUGAUAUAGAGAGAUGUGAGCAGCCAAGCUACGUCCCGGUAUGGAUCAUCAGAAAUUCCAUGUGCCUAACCUUAAACAAAAGCACUUGGCCAAGAAGGAGCUCAAAUGCUAGAUGCAAAGUGUUUUUUCUCCAAAUGUUUCCUGCGUGCGUAUAAUUUGCUGCGUCAUAUAGCACCAUGAUGCUUCGUCGUUGUGAUCAGUAGAAUCUGUUGUAACUAUCCCUGGGUUCUAGAAAGGGAACCAGUAAGGUGGCAACCUUAAUGGAGAGAAUGGCCCGUGUUACCACAGCCCUGACAGGCCGCACUAUGUUUUGUCACCUGGACGCCCCUGCCAAUGCCAUAAGUGUGUGCCGAGAUGCUGCCCAAGUGGUGGUUGCUGGCCGCAACAUCUUCAAAAUCUAUUCUAUGGAAGAAGAUCACUUUGUGGAAAAAAUGAAUCUCAGGGUGGGCCGUCGGCCGUCUCUUAACUUCAGCUGUGCCGAUGUCGUCUGGCACCAAAUGGAUGACAACUUGUUGGCCACUGCUGCAACCAAUGGAGUGGUGGUGACGUGGAAUCUGGGGAAGCCAUCGCGUAACAAGCAGGACCAACUAUUUACUGAGCACAAACGGACAGUGAACAAGGUGUGUUUCCACCCCACGGAAGUGUACAUGCUGCUGAGCGGCUCGCAGGACGGAUACAUGAAGUGCUUUGACCUGCGCAAAAAGGAUUCUGCCAGCACCUUCUCAGGGCAGUCGGAGAGCGUUCGAGACGUGCAGUUCAGCAUUCGUGACUACUUCACAUUUGCGGCCACCUUUGAGAAUGGAAAUGUUCAAUUGUGGGACAUUCGGAGGCCGGAUCGAUGCGAGCGCAUGUUCACUGCCCACAAUGGGCCGGUGUUCUGCUGCGACUGGCAUCCUGAGGAUAGGGGUUGGUUGGCUACCGGAGGCCGGGACAAGAUGGUAAAAGUUUGGGAUAUGAACACAAAUCGUGCCAAGGAAAUUUACUGUGUGCAGACUAUUGCUUCAGUAGCGCGGGUAAAAUGGAGACCUGAGAGAAAGUAUCACAUUGGUACCUGCUCUAUGAUGGUAGACCAUAACAUAUAUGUGUGGGAUGUGCGUCGGCCAUUUAUACCAUUUGCAACGUUUGAAGAACACAAGGAUGUGACUACAGGUAUCAUAUGGCGCCACAUGCAUGACCCUUACUUCUUGCUCUCGGGCUCAAAAGACAGUACUUUAUACCAGCACAUAUUUAGAGACGCUCGAAGACCUAUAGACCGUGCUAAUCCAGAGGGACUUUGCUAUGGUCUCUUCGGAGAUCUGGCCUUUGCAGCUAAGGAAAGUCUCAUAUCGUCAUCAUCAUCAUCCUCAUCACAUGACUCUAACAGAAAGCCUUAUGAUCGACGACAUCCAAUAUUUUUCUUGAGGAAGCCAGACCCUACAGAGCAAUUUGAAAACAUUUCUAGUGGCCUGAGCGUCUUUGAGGCGGGGGGUGGUGAUAUGGGAUGGUUUGUCGCCACUGCUGAAAGGUAUGCUUUGGCAGGACGCCCUCUUGCAGAGCUGUGUGACCACAAUGCCAAUGUGGCUAGAGAUCUUAACAGAUGGCAGGUUGCUCAAACAUGGACAAUGCUAAGAAUUAUUUACUGCAGUCCAGGUACCGUUCCAUCUGCCAAUCUGAACCAUAGCUUGGGCAAAAGUGGCUCUACCCUGCCUUUGCUGAACAGUUUCAACCUGAAGGAGCUACCAUCUGGGAUAGUCGGAGAGUCCCGCCUGGAGCACAGUAAGGGGGACAGCCGAACCGAUAGCAUUCUAAUGGAUCCUGCGGCCAUUAAUAAUGAUGAAAAUGAAGAAACAGAGGGCAGUGAUGUUCCUGCCGAUUACCUGCUUGGAGAUGUGGAAGGGGAUGAGGAUGAACUGUAUAUGAUGGACCAGGAACAGCCGCACACUGAGGAGCAGGAGUAUGUCCUUCCUCAGGAGGGCUUCCCCUUACGUCAUGAAAUUAUGGACAACCCCUCCGCUCUGGAUCAUCUGCAGGAGAAAGCGGAGUCGCCACACGUGAGCGGCAAUGAGGCGGAGACGGUGUCCCUGACUCCUGUGGAGUCCUUUUCCCUUAUCGCUAUCUCUCAUUCCCUGUAUGAGAACCGACUCCCCUCCGACUUCUUCAGUCCCACAGUGCGGGACAUGUUGUGCUUCUAUGCCGAGCAAGGAGACGUACAAAUGGCCGCCUCGGUCCUUAUUGUUCUGGGGGAGAGAAUCCGCAAAGAGAUAGAUGAGCAAACCCAGGAGCACUGGUUCACUUCCUACAUUGACCUCCUUCAGCGAUUUAAACUGUGGAACGUCUCCAACCAAGUGAUUAAGCUCAGUACCUGCAGCUCCAUCAACUGCCUGAAUCAGGCCUCCACCACCCUGCAUGUCAACUGCAGCAACUGCAAGCGGCCAAUGAGCAACAAGGGAUGGAUUUGUGAUAGGUGCCGCCAGUGUGCCAGUAUGUGUGCUGUGUGCCACCAUGUGGUGAAAGGACUGUUUGUUUGGUGCCAGGGGUGCUGCCAUGGGGGGCACCUGCAGCACAUUAUGAACUGGAUGCAGAACAAUUCGCACUGCCCUGCUGGAUGUGGGCAUCUGUGUGAAUACAGUUAAGCCCUGUAUCUGACUGACUGCCCCCGUGUAUCUGACCGAAUGCCCCUGUGUAUCUGACCGACUGCCCCCCGCGUAUCUGACCGACUGCCCCCCGCGUAUCUGACCGACUGCCCCCCGCGUAUCUGACCGACUGCCCCCCGAGUAUCUGUCUGACUGCCCCCCGCAUAUCUGACCGACUGCCCCCGUGUAUCUGACCGACUGCCCCCCGUGUAUCUGACCGACUGCCCCCCGUGUAUCUGACCGACUGCCCCCCGCGUAUCUGACCGACUGCCCCCCGCGUAUCUGACCGACUGCCCCCCCGCGUAUCUGUCCGACUGCCCCCCGCGUAUCUGUCCGACUGCCCCCCGCGUAUCUGUCCGACUGCCCCCGCGUAUCUGACCGACUGCCCCCCGCGUAUCUGACCGACUGCCCCCCGCGUAUCUGACCGACUGCCCCCCGCGUAUCUGACCGACUGCCCCCCGCGUAUCUGACCGACUGCCCCCCGCGUAUCUGACCGACUGCCCCCCGCGUAUCUGACCGACUGCCCCCCGCGUAUCUGACCGACUGCCCCCCGCGUAUCUGACCGACUGCCCCCCGCGUAUCUGACCGACUGCCCCCCGCGUAUCUGACCGACUGCCCCCCGCGUAUCUGACCGACUGCCCCCCGCGUAUCUGACCGACUGCCCCCGCGUAGCUGACCGACUGCCCCCCGCGUAGCUGACCGACUGCCCCCCGCGUAGCUGACCGACUGCCCCCCGCGUAGCUGACCGACUGCCCCCGCGUACCUGACCGACUGCCCCCCGCGUACCUGACCGACUGCCCCCCGCGUACCUGACCGACUGCCCCCCGCGUACCUGACCGACUGCCCCCCGCGUACCUGACCGACUGCCCCCCGCGUAUCUGACCGACUGCCCCCCGUGUAUCUGACCGACUGCCCCCGGUGCCUGUAUUCGGAAUGGAGAUGCUCAGUAGUGCUGCUGUGUUUGCACUGUUUCUAAGAGGCUGAAAUGAACAAAUACAGGAAAGUGGGAGUUAUAGUUGCACGAAAGUACUAGGUCUUAUUUACUAAACGAUACAAAGUGCAGAAAAACAAAAGACAUACAGAGAAAUCUUAUGCAGUCUCCAUGUGAUUGGGUUAGAGCAUCUGAUUGGCCAAUCCAGACACAAAACUCAAGUUUGCCUCCCACACAUAAAACGCUGUAUAAUAAAAGACCCUUUCAAAUGAA